Messenger RNA from Lodderomyces parapsilosis, 1245 nucleotides. RefSeq lists its product as uncharacterized. Gene Ontology annotation, cellular component: nucleus. Gene Ontology annotation, molecular function: transcription cis-regulatory region binding. The transcript has a single exon. The record is from RefSeq and is a predicted model, not a curated record. Bases 1 to 1245 code for a protein of 414 amino acids. Lineage: Eukaryota; Fungi; Ascomycota; Pichiomycetes; Serinales; Debaryomycetaceae. Gene Ontology annotation, biological process: regulation of transcription by RNA polymerase II.
AUGCUUACUACCACCACCGUCAUCACCAGACCCAUCACUGAAGGUCAACUUUACCGCAUUUUGGAAUUAUUGCAUCCUACCGAUGAUUUGAGCAGAGAUGUCAGGUUUUACAAAGAUGGCGACAAAGUUGUUGUUGUUCAUUUCACCCACAUUUUACAAGUUACUACUGGAUCAGGGGCAAACACCGAAACAAAAACCAUUGUUUAUGAAAGAAAAUUGGUCAUCAACGAUUUGUGUGAUAUUUCUCAUCAGGCAGGAAUUGAGGAGGACAGGGAAAACAUUGAUCGGAUCAAGCAGUUGUAUCAGACAUUCAGGUUGAAGAAUGAACAACGGAAAGCUGCAAAAGCUGCAGCAGAAAGAUUGGCUUCAAUUAGGAAUAAAAAGGAAUCAAAUGUUGGAAGUCCCAAUUUGAAUGAGAAUUGUGGUCACAUUGGUCAUGAAGGUAAUGAAAAUGAUGACAAUGAAUUGGAAACUUCACCAUCGAGAUACAUCACAAAUGCAAUUGAAUCAAAUAACAAUGCCACCGAAAAAACCAAGUUGUCAGCACUGAUUAAAGAACAAGACAAUUCAAGACCGGUUAGUUUGAAUAACCACGAAACUGAGACAAAUGGUGAUGGUCAAACCAGUGAUUCAAAUGUUGAUUCUGAAAUUGAAACUCCACCAACUACUGAAUUACCACCAACUCAACAACAACAACAACAACAACAACAACAACAACAACAACAACAACAACAACAACAACAACAACAACAACAACAACAACAACAACAACAACAACAACAACAACAACAACAACCGAAAUUCAGCUUGAGAUCAUUACGUGGUCAUUAUGAAGGCACUAAUUCACCCAUGCACACCAAUCCAACCAGCGAGUUUAUUGAUUUGACAAACAACCAAGAAAAGAAGGAAUUUGUCCAACAACGUUAUGGCACCAACUACAUGGGAUUUGAUGAGCCUGAAUAUAUCCCCAAACUGAACAACCUGAAAAGCCGCAAACGUGAUGUGUUGAAGAAACCAUUCAAAUCAAUCAAAACAGCCUUCAAGAAGUUGAUGAAAAAGGAAGAAACUUCUGUUAUUUGUGAACCACCGAAAUUAGCUCCAAGAUCAAGCCUUAUGACCAAGGAAGAAAAACUUGAACAGAUAGAACGAUUGGUUGACCAUUUUAGAAACAAAUAUACUCAUGAUGAAAUAAUGAAAAGAGUUCACUUGAGACUGGGAAAAAAUAAGCAGUCACCGAGUCAAUAA